Molecule: messenger RNA, 1899 nt
Organism: Chelmon rostratus (copperband butterflyfish)
Lineage: Eukaryota; Metazoa; Chordata; Actinopteri; Chaetodontiformes; Chaetodontidae
Gene: irak4
Product: interleukin-1 receptor-associated kinase 4
Exons: 11
Coding region: 128-1528 (466 amino acids)
Biological process (GO): protein phosphorylation; signal transduction
Molecular function (GO): ATP binding; protein serine/threonine kinase activity; magnesium ion binding
Source: RefSeq, a predicted model, not a curated record
UUACCGGACUGUGAGCCCGGUUUCAGUUCUCUAGUGUUUGUAUGGUUGUAAACAGUGGGCGGAUAAAGCACACAUAACGGCGGUGAAACUUACACAUCAUGUCGUUAUAACUUCAUUUGAAGGUAAAAUGAAUAAUUCGGUCACUUCCGGUACUUACAUUCGCAACCUCAGUUACAGUUUACGUCGCAAGUUGUCCGAUUUUUUGGACCCUGAAGACAGCUGGAAAGACGUUAUCGUCUCGAUACGGAAGCCGAGUGGGGAGUUCAGAUACACUUGGCAUCAUGUUAGGAGAUUUGAAGGCCUUGUCGCACAGGGUAAAAGUCCCACAGUGGAGCUGCUGGCUGACUGGGGGACCACCAACAGUACAGUGGGUGAACUUGUGGACAUAUUGAAGAGUCACAAGUUACUGGCUGCUGCUAGUGUCCUGCUACCUGUGGAAGAGGCUGCCCCAGCAGAACCACAGCAGGCCACUCGAGCAGUACAGCCAUGCAGUGCCGCUCCGACGAGACCACUGGUAGAGACAGAGACACAUCCGCCGCCUGCCACCUCUGCUCUGCAGACACAGAUUCUCCUGGAGAGCAGUGAACCAGCACACACAGAUUUCUUCAGCUUCUUGUACAAUGAGCUGAUGAGGAUUACGGGCAACUUUGAUGACCGUCCCAUAUCAGACGGCGGCAACAGACUCGGAGAGGGAGGCUUCGGCACUGUGUACAAAGGCCUCCUGAAUGACAAACCUGUUGCAGUGAAAAAGCUCAAUCCAAUGGAUGACAUCUCCCUGGACGAGCUGCAAGUUCAGUUUAACCAGGAGAUCCAAACUCUGAAAGUGUUGAAACAUGAGAACUUGGUUGACAUGGUUGGAUUUUCCUGUGAUGGACAGCACCCGUGUUUGGUCUAUCCCUUAAUGGCCAACGGUUCUCUGCUAGACCGGCUAGCUUGCUUGGAGGGAACUCCACCGCUGUGCUGGCGACAGCGGUGCUUGAUAGCUGAAGGGACAGCAAGUGGCUUGGAGUAUCUGCACAGCAGCCAUCAUGUCCACAGAGAUGUUAAAAGUGCAAAUAUCCUGUUGGAUGAAAGAUUCGUAGGAAAGAUCUCCGACUUCGGGCUGACGAGAGCAUCGGCCAAGCGGACUUCAACGACCGUGAUGACGGAGAGGAUCGUGGGUACCUGUGCGUACAUGGCACCUGAGGCGCUAAGGGGAGAGAUCACACCCAAAUCUGAUGUGUUCAGCUUUGGAGUGGUGUUGUUAGAAAUAUUGUCUGGACUCCCGCCAGCCGAUGAAAACCGUGAGCCGCAGUUACUGAUGGAUAUGAGAUACGAUAUCGAUGAUGAAGACGAGGAGCUGACCUUAGAGGGCUUCCUGGACAAAAAGAUGGGCGACUCGGAGAUGAGCCAGGCGGAAAGCAUCUACACUUUGGCCUGCAACUGUCUCCACGAAAGGAAAAACAGGCGGCCAGUCAUCAAGCAGGUCCUGUUGGAGGUUAAAGGAGUUGUCAAGAGCAUUUCACUGGAUUUUAAGGCACAGGAGUGAGAUUUCUGAGCCUGCUGCAGUCACAGUGCUGACAAAUACAUUUCAUUCUCACCAGUUUCAGAGAAAUUGAUGAUGCUCGUUGACGGCGUCUGACAAAGAAGUAUUUUUUUUUGCAACAAUCUCUUUCGCGAUAACAAUUUCCAUCUUAAAUUACUAUAUUUUUUGUAUGAAGCAUGUAGCUUAUUUGUGUAACUGUUACAAAAACACUGCAUUUUGUGAGCCUGAGUCAGAAGAUUUGACGGCUUAUUAUGGUUGCUACUGUUUCUCAUCAUGUAUUUAUUGUGUAGAAAUGAAUAAAAAGAAAGAAACUGAAAAUGUAUCAUUUAAAUAUUUUAUUUUCUUCAUUAAAAGAAAGAUUUGUAAGAAAACAA